AUGAUUUGCGCCGUCGCUGGCAUGACCGCCGAUGCCAACAUUCUUAUCAACUACGCCCGACAAGCCGCUCAGCGAUACCUCCUCACUUAUAACGAAGACAUUCCUUGCGAACAGCUUGUGCGUCGACUUUGCGAUCUUAAGCAGGGAUACACCCAACACGGUGGCCUACGACCCUUCGGUGUGUCUUUCAUCUACGCCGGUUGGGAUCCUCGUAGACAAUUCCAGCUCUAUCUCAGCAACCCCUCUGGCAACUAUGGUGGCUGGAAGGCUACAAGUGCGGGUGCCAACAACGCAAGCGCACAGAGUCUCCUCAAGCAGGAUUACAAGGAAGACUGCACUCUGAAGGAAGCUUGCGGCAUGGCGGUCAAGGUUCUCAGCAAGACGAUGGAUUCUACCAAGCUGAGCAGCGAGAAGAUUGAAUUCGCGACAGUAGGACAGACCGAGGACGGCAAGAUUUACCACCGCCUGUGGAGUGCCGAUGAGAUUACGGCGUUGUUGAAGGAGCAUGACCUGGCAAAGAACGAGGAGACAGAGGAAAAGUAA
Molecule: messenger RNA, 543 nt
Organism: Fusarium musae
Lineage: Eukaryota; Fungi; Ascomycota; Sordariomycetes; Hypocreales; Nectriaceae
Exons: 2
Coding region: 1-543 (180 amino acids)
Cellular component (GO): nucleus; proteasome core complex, alpha-subunit complex; cytosol
Source: RefSeq, a predicted model, not a curated record